AUGCCGGACAAUGGUGAUGGUUUACGUCAUUUGGUCAAGUCUACUCUAAGAGGUUGCUCCUUUUUGAUUGGACUGGUUAGUGAGGUUUUGAGACAUUGCAAUUUGCCGGUUGGUUUACAAUUUGGUAGUUCUUCAAAGUUGGCCUCUGAAAGGGAAAAUCAGCAUUCAUCUGUUAUGGCUGCAAUGAAUCCUAUAGAUAUUAGUUCGUCUGAUAGUGAUCUCACCUGGGAUCUAGAUGAUUAUAGAGAAUCAGAUAAAUCACCUCCAAACGAAUAUGCUGUUUCUGCCAAUCCUAGGAUUCUUCCAUCAUGGGCAUCUUCGCUUUCCACUGAUGCAAUGGAUUAUGGUGGAUUGUCCCAAACUGUUCCUUCUCCUCAAAGAUCUCAAGCGCCUAAUGGAAGCUCAUCAAAUUUUAAGCACCAUGGACAGGCUAAAGUCCAGAUGCAUCCGAGUUUUAGUGAUAGUGUGAGAGCCUCAAAUUUACAAAUGCCCCAGGCUUACAAUUCUAAGUUUUCUUCAGGGAAUGAUUAUCAAAAACAUUCAUCUCAACAAGCAUUGAAGAGGGCACUUCCAGCAUCCCUUCAGUCAUCUGGGUCCAAUGCCAGAUCAAGCAAGUUAGUAGAGGAUGUGGAAAGCAGUCAGUUUCGUGAAACUCGUAAAAAAUCUACACAUUUCCUGUGGCCGAAUGUAAUCAAUUGCAAGGACUACAUGAAAGACAAUUUCAGCAGGGGCAGUGAUGCUGAUGUCGUUAUGUAUGAAAACAGUGGAAGUAGGGUGCUACCUCCAUCUCUGAUGCAAGGGAGAUCUGUACCAACUACUCCUUAUGCCAGUUUGGGUGAUCCAUUAUACCGUCUUGGGGUAGGGGAAGAACGGGCUGCUGGAACUGAUGAGAGGCUAAUUUAUCAAGCAGCUUUACAGGAUCUCAACCAACCUAAAGUUGAAGCUACUCUACCUGAUGGUCUUUUGUCAGUCUCUCUUCUAAGACACCAGAAAAUUGCAUUGGCUUGGAUGCUUCAGAAGGAAACAAGAAGCUUGCAUUGUUUGGGUGGAAUUUUGGCUGAUGAUCAGGGCCUUGGUAAGACUGUCUCGAUAAUUGCCCUUAUACAGAUGCAGAGGUCCUUACAGUUGAAAUCUAAGUCGGAAGACCUGUACAAUCACAAAACUGAACCCUUGAAUUUGGAGGAUGAUGAGGAUGGAAGCAAUGCUUUUCCCGAUAAAGCCAUGCAGACUGAAGAAUCUGAUGACUUUAAAAUGAUUCCAGAAGCAAGUACUUCUAUACGUCAGUUCCGUAGGAGGCGGCCUGCAGCAGGUACAUUGGUUGUGUCUCCGGCAAGUGUUCUUCGACAGUGGGCUAGGGAGCUUGAUGAGAAAGCUACAGAUGAAGCUAAACUUUCUGUUUUAGUUUAUCAUGGAUGCAAUCGGACUAAGGAUCCAAUUGAACUUGCAGAGUACGAUGUGGUAUUAACAACAUAUGCCAUUGUGACAAAUGAAGUUCCAAAACAACCUUUGGUUGAUGAGGAUGAUGAUGUGCAAAAGGAUGGGGAUAGGUAUGGAUUAACUUCUGAAUUCUCUAAUAACAAGAAACGGAAAAAGGUGCCUGGUGCUAGUAAAAAGGGAAAGAAGAGCAGAAAAGGAAUCUAUAGUUCUGCUUUUGAUGGUGAGUGUGGUACACUUGCAAGAGUGGGUUGGUUUAGAGUGGUUCUAGAUGAAGCUCAAACGAUAAAAAAUCACAGAACACAAGUGGCUAGAGCCUGCUGUGGUCUUAGAGCGAAAAGAAGGUGGUGCUUGUCUGGAACACCAAUACAAAAUGCAAUUGAUGAAUUGUUUAGUUACUUCAGAUUUCUGAGAUAUGAUCCAUAUGCUUCUUAUAAGUCAUUUUGCAAUACAAUAAAAGUCCCAAUUUCCAGAAACUCGGUUCAUGGUUACAAGAAGCUUCAAGCUGUUCUGCGGGCUAUAAUGUUGCGUCGAACAAAAGGCAUGUUGAUUGAUGGGGAACCUAUUAUUAGCUUACCCCCGAAAACAAUACAUUUGAUUAAGGUGGAUUUCUCUGCUGAGGAGCGCAUUUUUUAUAACAAACUAGAAGCUGAUUCACGCUCAAAAUUCAAGGUGCCUUCACUUGCCUAUAGCCGAAAUGCCAUUGCUGAUGGUUUCACGUGA
Molecule: messenger RNA, 2157 nt
Organism: Ilex paraguariensis (yerba mate)
Lineage: Eukaryota; Viridiplantae; Streptophyta; Magnoliopsida; Aquifoliales; Aquifoliaceae
Source: the annotation of a GenBank genome assembly